Messenger RNA from Scylla paramamosain (green mud crab), 11288 nucleotides. Its product is annotated as protein PRRC2C-like. Lineage: Eukaryota; Metazoa; Arthropoda; Malacostraca; Decapoda; Portunidae. The record is from RefSeq and is a predicted model, not a curated record. The transcript has 17 exons. Gene Ontology annotation, biological process: cell differentiation. The coding region runs from base 217 to 9792 and encodes 3191 amino acids.
GUAUCGAUUCCCGAGGUAGAGAGAGUUCGCCAUUUUGACCUUCGCUCGGCGGGGCGUAGUGGUAGUGAAAUUAUCGUGGAAUUCUGUCGCCAUCCGUCCCUCCACCUCUAUUAUUAGGAUAGGAUUAAUUUUUCAGUCAUCCGUCAUUGGAACGAGCCCAGCUUAGUGGUUCGUUCCACAGGUUCCUCAGCAUCUAAAUGAGCGCCUGUGAUCAGCAUGUCAGCAUCUUCCGGGUCACAAGCAAAGGGGGAGAAAUCAAAGAAGUUCCAGUCACUGAACAUAAAUAAUAUAUUUAAGGGCAAGUCUAUUGAAACCACUCAGAAAACUGUCAUUCAGAAACAUGGCAUGCAAAGCCUGGGUAAAGUGGCGUCUGUACGGCGCGUUCCCCCUCCUGCUAACCUGCCAAGCUUGAAGGCCGAGAACAGUGGAAACGACCCUAACGUAAAUCUCGUACCUGCUGGUGGACAAGGAUGGGGCAGCAAGGCGGAGGAGAUGACCCCCGAUGGCUCCUCCACUCCUCAGGAGGUGACACCCACACCCACACCACCUCUCGACCACACUCCCAAGGCUCCCGGGGCAGGGGUGCCUUCGAGUGUGGAUGUGGCCGGCCAAGCAUCAACCAACAGUGUCCUUGGUGGAAAUACAAGCUCAACUCCAAAUUCUCAACCUUCAGCUCUAGAUGGCGGGAGUGGUGGAAUGGGUCUCGCGUCACCAGCCAUCAGUAUUACCAACAACAGCACCACCACUCCCAUCAACAACAGCAGCAGCAGCGGCAGUACCAUCACCAACAACAAAAACAAAAGCAUCAGCGGCAGCCCCAGCGUAAACAGCAUAGCCCCAGUCUCUUCCUCCAGUACCCCAAUGAACAGCAUCCUCCCCCCGACCACAUCCCUGGCCAACAACAAGCCCUCCCCAGGGACGCACGCACCCCCCCUCCCCGCUGCCAGCACCGGCCAGCCCCCCAGUCUGACCAAUGGGGCCAGCAUGGCCAACAGCAGCAAGCCAUGGAGCAGCGCAGCAGCAGGGGGGGCUCUGCCUGGUGGUUCCCCAGGGGCACCUCACCCACUGGAUGGUGGGCACCCACAGUCCUCCUCAGUCCAGCAGUCGCCGUUUUUUCAUCGGGAGUUCCCCAAGCUUGGUGGUGGCAACUUGCCAGCAGAGUCUUCUCCUCAGUACGGGCCUGGACCCAGUCUGAGGCCACAGACAGAGGGCAGCUGGAUCCAGGGUGGAGGGCGUGGUGUGGCGCAGCUGCCACAGGAUGACCGCUUGCCCAGUCCUCAGACCACCAACACUUUUAAUGGGGACAUGCAUCCCCCGAACCGCUCCGGAGGACUUGGUUCCAGAGGAAACCCCACCUGGAGGUGGAGGAGGAGUGGUUCCUGGGGGAGGCUUGGGCUCCAUGGGUCCUGCCCCACCUCAUGGGGCUCAGAUGCACCAGUUCAGAGGAGUCACACCACCCUAUGUAAAUAUUGUAUAAUGGGGCGUGGAAACUUCCCUGGAGGGUUCCCCCCCAACUACCCUGGCCACCCUCGGCCACCCUUUGGGCGGGAGCAGCCGCGUUACCGGGGCAGUGGUCCUGUGCCUGGUGGUGGGGAGGAUGACAUUGUGGUUCCACCACCCAUCAUAAAGAAGGAGGCACUGGAAGGCUUUGAAGACGACCAGUGCCUGAGAGAGGGCUGGGCCACCAGUGCUGUUGAGGUGGACUACAACCAAAAGCUGAAUUUCAGUGAGGAUGAGGGAGCAGCAGAGGAGGAGAGCAGCAAGCAGAGGGCGCUGGACUGGAAGCCGGACCGCCGGGACAGGUGGGAGAAAGAGAGGGCUCGGGAGUGUGUCCGAGAGGUAGAGGAGAGGCGCGAAGACCACCUGGGGUCCCGAGAGCGUGAACAGGAGAGGGAGCAGCAGCAACAGCAGCAACCGCCAUCACAGCAGCAGCCACUCCUCCGUGAAAGACCUCAUCCAGGCCCCAGGGACCGGGAUCCCCGGCGGGAGGGUAUUGGGGAGGACCGCCGAUCCCAUGACAACCGCAGGUACUCGCCUGGCAGGUGGCAGCAGCAGCAACAGCAGCAGCAGCAGCAGCAGCAGCAGCAGCAGCAGCCAUCUCAGCAGCAGGCAUCUCAGCAGCAGCAACAGCAGCAGCAGCAGCAGCAGCAGCAGCCAUCACCUCAACAGCAGCAACAACAGCAACAACAACAGCCGCAGCAGGUGCAGCAGCAGCAACAGCGAGGAGCGUUCGACUAUCCACGGGGUCUGUCAAGGGACUACAGCAGCCCCCAGGGAUCAGGAAUGAGAGGAGCAGGUGCCCCUAGUCAUGGGGGUCCCCACCACCCACCCCAUGGUCCCUCCCAUCCAACUUCACAUUCUCCCUCUCUCAAUUCUGCACACCCCACCAAUCACCCUACCUCACACCCCACCCAUGCAUCCUCUCACUCCCCCACCCCACACCCCCGGGAGGAGGAGGACAUGUGGCGCGAGAAGCGCACAUCCACAGACGAGGUGCAGGCCGCCCUGGAGCGUGCCCGGCAGAGGCAGGAGGAGGAGGAGAAGCGGUUCGAGGAGAAGAAGCGCUUUGAGCAGACCAAGCUGGGUGGGAAGAAGCACCGGGAGCUGUGGGAGUCCCACCCUGAGGACCGGGAUGACACGGAACCUCUGGGCGGAGGUGGGCGCAGUGGCGCUGAGUCCCGCGACGACCGCACGCCCAUCAGGGACUAUCGGCAGUACCCAGACAAGCGGGAGAACUACCGAGAGAACUACCGGGAUCAUCCCCGGGACCAGUACGAGCGUUCCUACGAGCGGCCCAGGGACCAGCAACCCGUCUUCUCCAACCAGUUCAAGAACAAGUUGCCGCCACGUUUCCAGAAGCAGCAGCAGCAGCACCAGCAACAGCAGCAGCAGCAAGAGAUGAUGCGCAGCCAAACUUUCAGAGGCCCGGGUGGCCAGCCACCCUCCUUUGAGCCAAGAUUUGGUUCAGGGAAAGGCUUCAUGGCCCGGGACACUGAUGCAGUGAUGAAGGACAGGCGCUUGCGAACGGACAGCGACACUUCCGGCGAGGUGGAGGAGCGGCCUGCCAGCCACCCCUCGGCGGAGCGUCACCGCGAUGACCGGGACGAGCGCUCCCCCUAUGACAGGGUGGACCGUCCUGACAGACUGGACAAGAUGGACCGGCCCGAUAGAGGCGACCUUAGAUCUCGGGACGACUUCUACGAUCGUUCAGAGAGGGACGGGAGGUACCGUGGCCGAGGCUCUCAGGGGUACCGUGAGCGGGAGAGCUGGGCGCGUGCCACCUACCACGAGAAGAUUGAAGAGAGGGAGAGGGCAGCUCAAGAGCCUCGUGAGUUUGACUUUGAUAGAAGUGGCAGGAGAAACAUGAAUGGUGAGGACUGGGACAGGAGUAGAGACUUUGAUCGGGACGCAGGCAAAAACCGGCGCUUGGACCGGCCUGAGAAGGAUCCACUGCUGGAGCGGCGCAGUGACAGCAAGCUGGACUGGGGCCGCAGCUACGAGCUGGACACCCUGGGGAAGGAGGAGAGCUUCGAGGGAGCAGGAGAACUGCGCAUGACUCACAAGGAGUGGGACAAAGAGGUGGAGGCAGCAGAGAAGAUGGAGCAGCGGGAAGAGGUACGGGAGCGCCCCCAGCGUCCUGAUAGUAGGGACAGCCGCUCCAGCCGUGAGUCACGGGCCAGCAAGGACUCCUUUGACAGGUCCUCCUGCAUUCUGCCCAGGGAGAAGAAGCUGGAGAUUACUUCGUGGGCGGACGCCACCUAUGAGUAUGAUGACUACUAUCGGGCUGAGGGACGGGCCGAGGACUUUGGCCGAGAGCCGAGUUACCAGGAGUCCCCCAAGAAGGCUGAGGUCAAGGAGGAUAAGCCCUCCAAGACUUCUGGCUCUAAGGACCCUAAGGACCUGAAGGAGGAGAUGAGAGGAGAGGAGGGAGAAGCCGUGCAGCGUGAUGGCUUGAAAGAAAGCAGCAGCAGCAGCAGCACCAGUAGCAGUAGCAACAGCAGCGGCACUGGCAGCGGCCGCUCCUCUCAUGCACCGGCCCCCAUCACGAGGGAGAGGCUGGAGGCGUCGGACAGGGAGAAGGAGAUCAGGAAGAACAUGACCACCCUCAAGAAAGCCACUCAGGGAGAACAGGUCCGCAAGGUGGAGGUGAAGGAAGUCCCUCACCCCAAGGAACACAGAGACAAUGUUUGGGCGAGCCGUUCAAAAAACGGCGAACGCUCCCGCCCCGAUUCCAGCGGCACGGUGCCGGUGGGGGGGGCCAGCAGCACUGCCGGCAGCCUGAGCAAGGCCGGGGAGGCCAGCGUGUGGGGCAUGGCCAAGCAGCAGCAAGCAACCCCAAGCCUCACCGAGAGCCCCACCAUGGCCAACACGGCAGCCGCAGCGGUGGCCCACAGCCAGGCCAGCAGCAGCAGCAGCACCAGCACCACCAGCAACAGCACCACCACCAGCACCAGCAGUAUCAGCAGCACUACAGUGGGCAGCAGCAGCAGCAGCACCACCACCACCACCAACAGCAGCAGCACUACCACCACCAGCAGCACCACCACCAACAGCACCACCACCAACAGCACCACCACCACCUCCCACCCAAGCACCAUGGGGCAAGAGGCAGUGGGGGUGGCGGCAGCAGCAGCAGUGGUGGGGGGGGGCAGGGUGGGAGCCAGCCCUCAGGAGCAGCAGGCGCAGCAGCAGCAGCAUGCUGGCCCAACUCCAGCCGUGCAGCCUCAGCCCUUGAUGCAGCAGCUCAUUCAGCCAGUGCCUCAGCUGCAGCUGCAUCACCACCACCAGCAGCAGCAGCAGAAGCAGCAGCAGCAGCAGUAUCAAGAGCAAGAACAGCAAAAGCAACAAGCACCAUCACAACAGCAGCAGCAGCAGCAACCACAGGCACAACAGCAGCAACAGCCACAGCAGCAGCAGCAGCAGCAGCAGCAGCAGCAGCAGCAGCAGGCAAGUGUGCCACAACAAGUGCUGGCCGCAACCACGCCAGAAACAGCUACCAGCACCACUACCCUCGCACCAGGGUCUUCUCUAACAGCAACCGCUGGCGCAGAGACACCUGAGGGGGCCAGUGAGGUGGCAGAGGCCAAGAGUGCAGAGCGGGGCGGGGGCACCAAGACCAUGACAGCUUCCGGAGGACGUGGAAACAGAGCAAACAGAUAUGAGUCAUCCCGGAGUGGAGGAAGGAGUGGAGGUGGAGCCAGAGGUGGAGGUGCCUUUCCCUCUUACCGUGGAGGCAGGGGGAGUCGGGGUGGAGGAGGAGGUGGUAGUGGAGGAGGUGGCGGAGGAGGAGAAUACGGACGCCGGACCAGAGGACCUCCUCCAAGAUUCCAGAACAGAAAUUACCGAGAUGAUGAUUACUUCUACUAUGAAGAUUACCACGGACGUCCUUACAGGGAACGUAAGGAUGACUGGGGCAGCUGUGACGGAGACUGGAGCAGUGCCGCGGCGCCUGCCUCAGGGGGUAGCAGUGCUGUGGGGAGCAGUAACGUCUGCAGCGGCUCGUCUCUGCCCAACAGCCGGGAGGAAAACGGCGAUGGUGAGCGCUCCCAGUUUGGUCGAGGUGGCGGCCGGGGGCGAGGGGAGGCCAGGCGGGGAAGCUCCAGGGGUGGAGGAGCCUCAGCACUGCAGGGCCAUGCAGGGGGCAGGGGGCGGUCCGCACCAGCUCACGGUGGUGGUGGUGGUGGUAACGGUGGUGGUGCUGGUGCUGGUGGUGGAGGUGCUGGUGGUGGUGGUGGUGGUGGUGGUGGUGGUGGUGGUGGUGGAAAAGCUGGAACUUGUGAGGAGGGUAAAGGCUCCAGUACUGACACUAGUGUGCCUGACCCUGCUGCACGUAAGCAGCAGCAGCAGCAGCAGCAGCAGCAGCAACCACAGCCACAGCAACCACAGCAGCAGAGCAGAUUUGACAGGAUGCCGCCCAGAUUCCAGAAGCGCAGAGAAUACGAGCGCCAGAGAGGAGGGACUGCCGGCAGUGGUGGGAGCAGCAGCGGCAGCAGUGCCAAGAAGGGGCGGAGUGGUGUGACCUCCAUCGGCGGCUCAGGCACUGCGGGACUGACUCCGGCAGCCCCAGCAGUGGCCAAGCCCAUGGCCAAGGAGGGCACGCCAGAGACGACCGAGGAGGCCGACUGGGAAACUGCCUCUGAGAGCAGUGACCCAGAGGCCCGCAAGGAAAACAAGGAGAAGUGCAGUGUGGCAGUGAGCAAAGUGGAUCAGCGAGGCAAGGGAAGCAAGCUGGAUAGGAAGUGGGCCCCUGCGCCAGGAGGUGGGGGUGUAGCACAGGGACGUAACACUCUUGGCAAGGAGUCUAGAACCGAGGGCCAAGGGGUUCCCCAAAAUAAUAGCCAGCAGAGGUUUGGUGAGAAGAAGGCUCCGCAUAAAAAUGAGAAAAAUAAGAAUCCAACUUCAGGUGGAAAGGGCACUAAACCUGAAACUACUGUCAAUCAAGUACAUGAAAUAAAGUUAGACCCUACUUUGGUACAUCAGGCUCUUUCUGAAGUCAACAACAAAAGUAAGCCCAAGCAAGAGAAAGCCAACCCAUUGGAGGGCAUCGACUUGAAUAAUUAUGCUAGCGUGGUGAUAGUUGACGACCAGCCUCAGGUGUCGGAGCUCAUUGGGGACCUCGCCGACUCCAACGACGGCUUCCAGGAGGUAACGCGGCGCAAGUCUGGCAAGGAGAAACAGAAGACACAAGCCCACGAACCUGUGCCAGUCACCCCUGCCAGUGAGCCGGUGCCUGUGGGAUCUGCCAGCACAGCUGGCCCUGCCCCCACAGUUGCCACCAAGAAGCAACAGGAGAAGAAGAGGAAUCGCUCCAGCAAAGCCGAGCGUGGCUUUGAGCGGUCCAGGCAGUGCAAACUUCCCCCCAGGCUGGCCAAGCAGCGGGAAAACAACCGCAUCAAUGCCAUGAAGUCUGUUGGCUCGUGCAGCCCAAUAGAGUCUCCCACCAACUCCCUGUUCUCUGUGAAGGACGCCACAGCCAUCCCCCCACCACCAAAGAAUGCCUGGGACAAGCCUCUCACUGCCACGCUAAGGGCAAACUCACCCUCCCAGGCGCCAGCCAUUGGGGAGGGUGCUAGCCAGCCAGGGGUCAAGCCGGCCUCCUUCGACAACCAUGACAGUGGCGUGGAGAUCAGUGACCAGCCCAACUCCGCCGGCAGCAGCCAGCGGUCCAGCCCCAGUGAUGACCCCACCAAUUUCUCAAAGGUGGACAAGAGUACUUUGGAUGGCACCUCAGUGCCCUCACAGACCAUCAUCUUUGAGAACACAAACUUCAAGGCUGCUGGCUCCGUGAAUGCCACAGUGGGUGCCGAGUACAAGGCCAAGUUUGGUGAGGCCCCGAAGCCCCAGCGGCAGCGGGAGAGCAGGGACAGGAAGAGUGUUUCCCCGGACAACACGCUGCCCCUCAAGGAGGACAAGGAGAAGAAGACUGACAAGCCAGAACCCAUUGAGCUGCCACUCAACUUCUCCACCAAGGUGAAUGAGGAAGCUGCUCCUGACAUGAAGCUGGACUUCACUUUUGACUCGGAGUUAGCAGAAGUUUCAGGUUCUGUGAGCACCAAAGGAAUAAGUCUCCCGAGGCCCUUGGUGAUGACCUCCAACAGCAUGCAGAGUCCCAUCUCUCCCUCAACUGACGACCUCAACUUGAAGAUUGCCUCCGUCAAGAAGGUGUGGGAGACCAUGGCGCCAGUGCCUGAGCACGCCGAGGAUGUCACCAGUUCCGUGUCCUUCUCUACAUCCAGCUUCUCUGCAGUGGAUAGCGUGGCUGGCCUGGACCACUCCCCAGCCCUGGAGGCGUCCUUCACACCCAAGGAUGCGGCCUCAGUUGGCUCAUGUGAAGACCACAGCCAGGAUGUGAGUGGGUAUCAGGGAGGCUCUCCCCUGCAGCAAGGAGCUGGCAUGGGCAGUAGUAUGGUAUACACCUCAUCUGGUGUGGCCUACACCUCCUCAGCUGCUGCCUCCCUGACCAAGGCUGAAGUGAGCAGGUCUGGCAACGUGUGCAAAGUGAAGCCCCAGCAGCAGGCGGCCAGCAGCUCUGUGUCUCCGGGACCUGCGGGGUCUUCCCUGGGCAUCACUGGCUCCCUGUCCCCCCCGCUGGUCUCUGGCUCCACGGGGCCAUCCAACAACAGCAUGUACCCCACACUUGGGGGCACUGCUCCCUUCGGUGGUAUUGGGGGAGCUAUUCCUUCACCACCCAUGGUGUUCAAUUCCAACCCCCAGACAGGACUGUACCAGCCUUUCCUGGAUGGCACUCCAGUGAUAGGCCAGAGAGGCGCCUCACAGUUCUCUCAGUAUCCACCCUAUGGGCUGGGGCAGAGUCUUGGGAGCAAUGCUUUUGGGCAGCAGUCCAUGUUCUUACAGACACCCCCUCCCCUUACAACACCGGAUCUGUACACCAACAACCUGUCCCAGUACAGGCUUCAGCCCACAGGGGUCACAGGCUUUGGACAGAGCCAACCACAAAACCAGAACACCGUGCUCAUUUCAACGGCAUCAAACUCCCUCAUGUCCUCGGCAGUGAAGCCGUCGACGCAGACGUUUGGCAACUCUCAGCAGAACUUUGGCACUAUUGGGUCCAAGGCUGGCACACCAUUCCAGCAGAGUGGCCUGGGCACUGCCCUGCAAGGUGGUCCUCAGCCCUCGCAGUUGUACAUAUAUGAUCCCAGCCAAUCCAUGGGUUUGCUUGGGUCUCAGCUGGUGCCCAGACCUGGAGUACAAAACUCUGUCAUCCAGGCAAUACAGCCUCCAAGUUCUUUCUAUUCCAACAAUGGUGGGGGAGCACCUGGAGCUCCUCCAGCAGCACCACCCACAGGCCCUGGGGGUCCCCAGCAGGCAGCGGGAUUCUACACUGCCUCUGGAUCACCACUUCAGGCAGCAGUGCAGCAGCAGGCACAGCCUCCACUGCAGACACCACCUGCAGCGUUUGGCUUGCAGGGCUUUGGUAACCAGUCUCAGCCUGGACCUGCCGGUGUGGGAAUGCAGGGAUUUGGCUCCAGCAUGAGCCUGGCGGCCCAGCAGCUGGGAGCCCAGGCGUUCCGGGGUGGCCCCACGCUCCAGCCCAGCUUCCUCAAGUCUCUGCAGCCAGGAGCCAACAUUCAGGACACCUCCCGCCAGCAGCUCAAGUCCCCGGGGGCAGCGCAGAACUCCUUCUCCACAUUUUUCCCACCAUCAAGCAGCAUAUCAUCAACUGUGAACAGCAGCAACAGUAACAGCACCAGCAGCCAUGGUGGGUCCAGUGUGCCACAAAUCUCGUCCCCAAAGGCACAGAACAGAAAAAUGCCCAGUCAGCCAGGCUUGGCACACCAGAGCUCAAACAGGAGUUCAUCAUACCCCACUCAGAAUACCUCUCAGAUGAUGGCCGGGAGCCUGAGGUCCUCAGGGAUGGUGAUGAGCCUUCGUGGCCAGCUGCCCAUGGCCACCCAGAGUGGGCUCAGUGGUCCAACUCCUCCCAUGGCUACCAACAACCGCUACCCAAAUCCAGGGCCGAUCCAGCGACCCCCAGCUUCCCAGGGUACCGGUUCCAACACAAGCCACCGCAGUAGCCGUGGCCAGUCGCAGGGGCAGCAGCAGCAGACACAGACUCAGCAGCGGACUUCCAACCCACCAAGCUCUGCCCAACAGGCCAAGCUGAGAGCCGAUGCCUUGAGCACCACGCAGGCUUUCUUCAACAGGGAUGCUGGCAAGUCUGAGAAAAAAGAAGAAAAGCCCACUGAAACCAUUGUGUCAGCCAAGGAGGAGCUGAACGCCGACAAAGUGUCUGCCUCAUCAUCUAGUGUGGGUGACGGUCCACCCAAGUGAAGUGGACACGACUUGUCUCAAGCUUCCAGUGUAAAGCUCUCACUCCUCUGUGCUGGAUACACUUACAAACCUCAAGGAAGUUAAUUUGUGAUUCAUUUUCUUUUUUUCUACAUGUUUGUUUUUUCUGUGAACCAGAAUCUUGUGGAAAUAACUUCAUCAGUGGUAAUGCAAGAUUUGCUGUGGUAGAAAAUAAUAAUCGUUUAUCUCUUUGUAGAAAAGCGAAGUGCAUAUUUUUCCCGUGAACUUUGUUUUCCUCCACUUGAACAAGCUUGAGUGCUGUGCUAGAAACAUAGACACAAGUGAUGCUAUGGUUUCUUUAGAAGUGUACAUGCGGAUGGAUGGUGCAAAUGUUACUUUGGGUUGAUUUUCAUAUUGUCAGCUAUGGACUUCUGGUAUUUGGGAUGAGCACCUGUGCUUUGUUAUAAUUUAAUGUGGAAGAUUUGCUAUAUUCCAUGCAAAUGAGUUAAAUGGGUAAUGCACACAAGUCUCUUAUAGUUUCUCUUGGAUAUGUGCUCCACAUUGAUUCCUGGAGUUAGUACACUGUAGUGUUAGAAAUGUGCUUAUUGAAGAGGAUGUCUCCUCUUAGAAAAUAUGCUGCAUAUGACAAUGUUUACAUAUGUAAAGUAUUGCUGAUCAUUAAUUUUGUUUACAUUGAGGCAUACAAAAACAUUAGGUUUUUGUUGAACUACUACUACUAUACAACUAUACUACUACUACUACUACCACUACUAUACUACUACUACUACUACUACAUGUUGAGGCAGUGUGAACCCUGUGACCAGAGGGCUGGCUGGUGGGCUCUCUCUCAUCAGAGUGGCCUCAGCCGCAGACCUGGCCAGUCAGGAGCGAUGGUACGUUGCAUUGACAUAACUGCUUGCUGCCCACGGCGCAAACUUGCUGCUGGGGAACCUGGGGCCACCAAUAACAUUAGGGGACACAUGGCGACAGAAUACACCCCUUUGUUAUGUGUACGUAGGGGGAGCACAGCGUGUACGACCUCUUGGGUGGGCUGCCACUGCCCCGGACAGUUCAUUCCAGUAGGGCAGCUGUGUUACCAAUAUAUUACUACUACUGUAUAUCUUGAGGCAUUUUACCAUGUGUAUAUGACUUAUAUUGUUCCCUUGUUGUUAUACGCUGUUGAGGAGCACACUGUAUGGGCAACUUGGGGGAAGGCUUGAUGUGGCUUGAUGUGGCUUGAUGUGGCCGUGAGGGAGUGUGGCAGGGAGGAACAACAACAAUAGCAACAUCAGCUGCAGCCUUCCCAGCCCAGCAGACUUGCUAAACUCCCUUGUGGCACGCCUGUGUAACAGUCUUUUAUUUGAUUGCCCCUCAACCCCCACAUACCACAGAAUGAAUGGGACUCUUUUCAUCCCCUCAGCUUUUAUACUGAUGGAGAGGAGGUGAGGGGACUCUGUACCCCCUACUCACUACUCAUAGCAGCAAGCUCAACACACCUUGUGUAGUUGUCUUAUUGCAAUAAACUCAAUGUCUCAUAA